AUUUGAAGCGAAUUCCGGCUUUAAAGCGAUAAACCGGGAAAAUUUAUUAUUGCGUAAGCUGUUGGCGGUAAAUGUGCUCUGCGGAUCUUUUCGUUUCUGUAUGUUUAGCAUUUUUCCACACUGUUUCGUAUAUUAACUAAACAAAUUCAUAAAAACAUGCUAGUGUAUGGACCAAAUAAUAACACAAUAUUUCGUUCACCACGACCUAAUGGUCAGAUCCAGGUCAUAUUUGGCCCCAUGUUCUCUGGCAAAACAACGGAACUGAUUCGGCGAUUAAAACGAUAUCAGAUUGCAAAUCACAGCUGCUUUAUAAUAAAGUAUGCUAAUGACAUGAGGUACGAUGCUGUUAAUAUAGCUACCCAUGACAGGCAAACGUUUUCUGCUGUGUCUUCGACUAGCUUAGCUAAUUUGAAGUCUGAAGCUGAAAAUCAUAGUGUGAUAGGCAUUGAUGAAGGACAGUUUUUUCCAGAUAUUGUGUCAUUUGCUGAAGAAAUGGCAAACAAAGGGAAGAUAGUUAUUGUAGCAGCAUUAGAUGGAACCUUUCAAAGGAAGGGGUUUGGUGAAAUACUUCAGUUGGUACCAUUGGCAGAAAGUGUUAUCAAGUUAACUGCUGUAUGCAUGCUGUGUUAUGAAGAAGCAUCCUUCACAAAAAGAAUUGGAACUGAAACUGAGCUGGAACUUAUUGGGGGAACUGAUAAAUAUAUGGCAGUGUGUCGCAGAUGUUAUGAUAUCGAUUCCUCACAGGUAAAGCCUGACCUAGAUAGCAAUUCCUCCAAACAAUAAGCAAUGAAUUCCAGUGAUUACAUCAUGAAGCGAUAAAAUUGUAUAUACUCAUUUAUAUUCUUUUACAUCCUAUUUUAUAUUAGCUAGUAGUAUGUGACUAGCAUUUGUGUAUUAAAAACACAUUUUUAUUGUGUUAACUUAUGUUUGAUUGUAUGAAAGUACUUGCAUACUGUACAUAAAUUUUUUAAUGAAACCAAACUGUAAAGAUUUAUAGUUAUGAUUGUUUACAGAAUUUGAUAUAGUUACAAAAUACAAAAACUGUAGGAUUAUUUUUUUAAUGUAAUCAAUUCUUUUUAUUGAAAAGGAAAACUAAAAAAACUCUUAAAUUUAUUUUGCUUUAAUUUAGAAAUCACAUUUUCAUGUUUCUUUUCUCCUGUUUAAAAUUAAUUUUCUGUUGCUACCAGGAAAGUAAUUUAUAUCAUAAAUCUAUGUAAUCUGAGACUUUGUGGUUAGAAUCAAUUUUGUGACACAUAAAUAUAAAUUGUAAUUGCAUUAAAAUCAAAAAGACAUUAAUAGUUUAGUUUUUGAGCAUAGCAUUUAAUAUGGAUUAUGUUAUGUAUAAUAGUUUAUAUGAAAUUUUACGGAAGAAAAACUUUUGCAGAGUGAUUAAGAAUGGAAAAAGUAAUUACAAUAAUCAUCACAGUUUUUACAGCCACCCAUGGGAAAGAUUUUAUUUAUAUCAAGAAUAGUAACAUUUAGAGAGAAUAUAUAUUUUUGUGCAUAGUAUAAAAAGCAGAUGAAAGAAUAUGCAGAUUAUUGUUCUGCUAAUAUUUAUUUGUAUUAUUUUUUAAUAAGCUAAAUAAAUUCUUUGAUGUAAAU
Messenger RNA from Stegodyphus dumicola, 1602 nucleotides. RefSeq names its product thymidine kinase, cytosolic-like. Gene Ontology annotation, molecular function: ATP binding; thymidine kinase activity. Gene Ontology annotation, biological process: thymidine metabolic process. NCBI's taxonomy places the organism in Eukaryota, Metazoa, Arthropoda, Arachnida, Araneae, Eresidae. The record is from RefSeq and is a predicted model, not a curated record.